Messenger RNA from Rhagoletis zephyria (snowberry fruit fly), 3882 nucleotides. RefSeq names its product Excitatory amino acid transporter 1 (gene Eaat1). The record is from RefSeq and is a predicted model, not a curated record. Gene Ontology annotation, molecular function: glutamate:sodium symporter activity; neutral L-amino acid transmembrane transporter activity; L-glutamate transmembrane transporter activity. Gene Ontology annotation, cellular component: plasma membrane. Lineage: Eukaryota; Metazoa; Arthropoda; Insecta; Diptera; Tephritidae. Gene Ontology annotation, biological process: L-glutamate transmembrane transport.
CGAUGAUUAUAGUCGCGUUCAGUCAGUCAUUCGGUGAAGUAAACGAAAAAUUUUAUCAAACAGAACGCCAAUGUUCCUUUGUGUUGAAUGUAUUGCAGCUGCACAUCAAAGGUGUUCAUAACAUUUUGUGUUUGUCUGCAUGUGUGCGCGUAUAUGUGUGUGUGCUUUUGAUCCUUGCACACGGCUUGGAAGGUGCUUCUAGUCGGUGAACAAAAAAAAAAAUAAAUAAAAAAUAAGCAAAAAACUCGGUGCUGCCCGUUACAAAUAAUCUUUUGUUUGUUUGUAACACUUCAUAGUUAAAUAAGUAACACCAACAACAACACACACAUACACACAAAAUGACGCGACCGAAAGAGGAUUCAAAAUUUAAAGCAUUCCUGCGAGAGAACUCGCUGACUAUGCUCACAGUGACCGGCGUGUUCCUGGGCGGCUUAGUUGGCUUCAUCAUUAAGAACAGCACAGGCGAGUGGACGAAGCGUGAGAUUAUGUACAUAUCUUUUCCCGGUGAACUUUUUUUGCGCAUGCUAAAAUGUUUAAUUGUGCCAUUGUUGGUUUCAUCCAUAACGAGCGCCAUUGGUGGGCUCGAUCUGAGUAUGUCAGGGAGGAUUGCCAUACGAGCUAACGCUUAUUAUUUUGUUACAACCAUUUCGGCGGUUGUUUUGGGUAUUUGCCUAGUCACAACAAUACGACCCGGACAGGGUGCCAAAAUAGUGGAAAUACGCACCGAAUCUGUGGAUAAAGCAUCUAAAGUGCUAACUCCUGAUACGCUUAUGGAUUUAGUGAGGAAUAUGUUUACGGAUAACAUUAUUCAAUCAACGAUGUUUCAGUAUCGCACGGAAAUCUUCGAAAACACGAGUAUAAGUCCACCGGUACCCAUGGAAGAGUGGGACUUCAAGUCAGCACAACGCGAAGGCUCAAAUGUACUUGGCUUGGUAAUGUUUAGCGUCAUUUUGGGCACAACCAUUGGGCGCAUGCGUGAGAAAGGUCAACUGUUACAAGAUUUCUUUACCUCACUUAGUGAAGCGAUGAUGACAAUAACGUCUUGGGUUAUUUGGAUCUCGCCGCUCGGUGUGGGUUUCUUGAUAGCUGCCAAAAUAAUUGAAAUGGACUCCAUUGCUGCAACUAUACAAUCUUUGGGUUGGUACUUUAUAACGGUAAUGCUGGGUCUCUUCCUGCAUGGAUUUGGUACCAUUGCUGUGAUAUUCUUCUUGGCCACUGGUACGUUGCCAUAUCGUUACAUUGCCAAAUUGAGUCAAGUCUUAGCCACUGCCUUUGGUACCGGCUCUAGUUCGGCUACCAUGCCAUUGACAAUUAAAUGUCUCGAUGGUAUGGGCAUUGAUCCGCGUGUAACACGUUUUGUCAUUCCUGUCGGCGCAACAAUCAACAUGGACGGCACAGCAUUGUAUGAGGCGGUGGCAGCGCUUUUUAUUGCCCAAUAUCGUGAGAUGAGCUAUUCGUUUGGUAAUAUUGUGGCGGUCAGUAUUACGGCUACAGCUGCGUCGAUAGGUGCAGCUGGUAUACCACAGGCGGGUCUCGUAACUAUGGUGAUGGUGUUGGAUACAGUGGGAUUGGAACCGAAAGAUGUCUCACUGAUCAUAGCUGUCGAUUGGUUGCUAGAUCGCUUCCGUACCACCAUCAAUGUUAUGUGUGACGCACUAGGCACUAUAUUGGUCAAUCAUCUGUCGAGAAACGAUUUGCGAAGUGUCGAUAGGUUGAAUGCCGAACCCCAUGAGCUCCUCGAACUCGGUGCGAAUGGAAAUGAAACGAAAGAAUGAAGACGAACCCUGCCUACCCCUCCCCGUAUAAAACCGAAGCCCAAACAAGGACACACCACACAACGUUGAACAUUGGCUGCAUAAUGCGAGGCGCUUUGGCGCGUUUAAGUGUUACGAUGUGUGUUUGUGUGCAUGCGUGCGCCUAUUGGCAAUGUAAUAAUGUCACGCUGUGAACUUUACAUGGCUAACAACUGCUUCUGCCUGUGUCUAAAUAUUUGUGCUUUCAAAGUACAAGUACACCGAAUUUAUUUACAUAUAUGUAUGUAUGUAUUUAUGAAGGAAAUAUGAUUUUUUGAAGCCAAAAAGGAAAAAUAUACCAAUGUACAAGAAUGUGUGCCAGUUUGCGUAGGCAAAGGAAUUACAAAGUAUUCAAUAAGAUAUGUAAAUAUAAAAAAUAAUACGUUUUUUCUAAAAAAAAAUACUUGUAAAAGUUAUUGAGCGAUAAAGUUAAUUUAAAAAAUUUUAAUUUUAAUAAACAAAAUAAUCAAAAUAAAAUUAUUUUGAAAAAUAAUUUAAUUUCGAAAAACCAAGAACGCGCAGCAUAUGAAAUAUGUAGCAGAGAAUAAUAGAAUUGCCAGCAAAAAUAAAGUCAAGCAGAUGUAUAGAUUUAGAAUAUGUACUGUUAGAUAUUGAUGUUAUCACAAAAGAAAAAUUAAACUAAAAUUAAAAAAUAGCGAACUAGUUUGUAAUACUCAAAUGCUGGAAAUUUCGUAAAUCCCUGAUAAUUUGUUGUUUUUCAUUUCAAAAUACCAGCAUUUACCUUACACGUGCAUACGUAUGGCUAUGUAUAUAUGUAUAUAUGUACAUAGUUACGUAUGUAUGUAUGUAACUGUAUGCAUGUAGUGCUUUGAAUAGCAAAGAAAAGAAAAAUUUAGCUUUAAAAAAGUUAAAACGACUAGCCAAAAAAAUUUACUGUUUCAUUAUAUAUGUAUUUAGUCAUAAGAGAUUUUUAAAUAAAAAAAUAUUAGAAAAUAAAAUUAUUAAAAAGACAAGCAAAUUGAUUGUAUUCGCGAAAGGAAUUAGAUGUUAAAAUGCAUAUAAAUUCGUAUAAGUAGUACUAUAACUAAAACUGCAGUUCAAAUUUAACCUUCAUUAAAAUUUGCUUUACAGUUUUAACAAAUAUAUGUAGCAAUAGCCAACAAAAUUUUUACAUAAAAACAUAUUGACUAAAUAAAAUAUUUAAAUAUUUACCGAAGAGCUAAUAACCCUGCAAACCAAAGUUCCCGAAAUCUUAAGGAAAUCGUUAGGAGUAUCUCAUUUCUGUAACGAUUUUUUUACGAAUUUUCAAAGAAAAUUAUAUGAAGUGGUUGACACGAACUCGUAAAGAAAUUGCUGUACGAAAAAUAAAGAAAAUUCUGGAAAAAUUCUGAAAGAUAUUCUUUACAUAGCAGCAUUAGUUUCGUUGCUUCACAGAUUUUCUUCCGAAAUUUCGUAAAAGAAUGGAAGUGUGCGUAAUUUAUUUCAUUUUAGAAAAUUCGGCAAAAAAUCGAAUUAAAUCUUAACGAAUUCUUUAAAAUUUCUUUACAAUGCAGAAUACUCUGAAAAAAUGGUUUGCAGGGAAACCGUUUACGUACAUAUGUUUGUAUGUAGAUGCGUAAGCAGUUUCGAUAAAUUCACAAUUGUUUCAAAUGCCGAAUGUCAUUGAGAAAGUUCAUAUUAAGAACUUGUAAAUACUUAAUAGUUUAAGAUCGAUUUAUGACAAUAAAUAUACAAACAAGUAUAACAAAAACGCACAAAAAUAAUUCAGAGGCAUACAUAAAUAACGACAUAUUGUCACUAGACAUAAAUAAAGGCGCGAGCUCAAAAGUUGACCGCGAAAAAAGUAGUAAUUUCCCCAAAAAGUUUUUGGGGAAUGAUGCUGAGAUUGUAGUCCUUGGCCAGGUAUAAAUCUAUGUUCACGCGAAAUUUUUCAUAAACGUCUUUUUUCGCCUUUAUUCGUGUCUAGUGACGAUAUAGUCAUACUCACAAAAAUAAAUAUUUAAUAACGAACGAAAUUGGGUCCGAUAAAUAGAAAAAAACCUAAAUACUUACUAUAAUUCGCAUUAGUUUCAUAUAGUUCAUCAAUAAAAAUUAAAAUUAUAAAUACAUUAAUUAUUAGAAAUAAAAA